AUGGACUCCUCCGCGGCCUCAAUGUCGAAGCGCCGUAUUCCAGGCCUUCCAAAUCCCGUUGUGGAAGCCGAGCAGCACAAAUGGCUAUUUUCAGAAGAAGAAUUUGAGCGCACACCUUCGCGCCAUGAUAACAUCGAACGGGAGAAAGAGGACUAUAUUCGACAUCGAGCUGUCGAAUUCAUAUGGCAGGUUAGCCUGAUGCUGAAAAUGCCUCCGCAGACAUCUAUGACCGCAACGGUUUACAUGCACCGCUUCCUUAUGCGCUAUUCUUUGAUGGGCCAAUAUCCAGAGAUGGGAUCAGAGCUGAUGCACCCAAAAGUGAUCGCUGCAGUUGCGCUAUUUGUCGCGUUCAAGGUGGAUGAAUCCAUGCGCCGGAUGAAGGACUUUGUCAUUGCAUGUUGUCGCGUUGCCAUGAAGCAAUCGAACCUGAUUGUGGACGAGCAGUCUAAGGACUACUGGAAAUGGCGAGAUCUAAUUUUGCAAAAUGAGAGCGUCAUGCUGGAAUUCCUCUGUUUCGAUCUACAACUUGAGUCGCCCUACCGCAUUCUCUGGGAUUAUAGCUGCUAUCUCGGUGUUCAAGAGAAUCGCGCUCUGAAACACUCCUCCUGGGCUUUCCUAAAUGACUCCACAUACACCAUCCUAUGUCUUCAAUUUCCACCCCGCGUCAUUGCAGCAGCCGCUUUAUACGCCGCAGCUCGCCAUUCCAAUAUCGCCUUCCCAGACGACGCAGAAGGUCGUUCAUGGUGGGAGCAGUUCGAUGUUCGCCUCGACGACCUUAUCCGCGCAUGCUCGACCAUCGUAAAAAUCUAUGAGCGCGUCCAACAAAAUCGCAGCAAAAACUACCCUGAAUUUGUCCUCUCCGAGCCCAUCCCCAACGACCCAACCCGCAUCUUUGACUCAGAUCUCACAAAGUCUACAUCCAAUCAAGCCCCUACCCUUCCCUCUCUCUCUGUUGCCGGCGAUGAAACGGCUCCAAAUGGCCGCAAACGCUCGCGUGAGCCAGAAUCACAUCCUGAGCCCAAUACUCAAGCUUCUCUUUCCCCGCACAAACAAUUACCAGUCAAUGGGAAUGGCGCUGAACGAUCACCGAAGCGUCAGCGAACAGUAACUCCCUCUCAAGACGCAAAUCCCCCUACAGGGCAUCAGACACAGCUCACAACCUCUCGUUCCCGCAUCCCUGCUGGGGCAUUGCCGCUCAAGCCACAACAAUCUGCGCUUCAACCCGAACUCAAUCUUUUUAAGAAGGAUCUGGCAGACCCAGAUUCCAAAAACCCCAAGGACUCAAGUGCCGAAGAAGGGGAAGUUUCAGAGUAUGAGAAAGAAAAGGCUAGGGAGACUCCAAAGCCAGUUAGUAGCGAACCGGUCGAAGAUGCGGGAAGUGAGGAAGGCGAGAUCUGA
Messenger RNA from Penicillium soppii, 1398 nucleotides. RefSeq lists its product as uncharacterized. Bases 1 to 1398 code for a protein of 465 amino acids. Gene Ontology annotation, cellular component: cyclin/CDK positive transcription elongation factor complex; nucleus. Gene Ontology annotation, biological process: positive regulation of DNA-templated transcription, elongation; regulation of transcription by RNA polymerase II. The transcript has a single exon. Lineage: Eukaryota; Fungi; Ascomycota; Eurotiomycetes; Eurotiales; Aspergillaceae. Gene Ontology annotation, molecular function: cyclin-dependent protein serine/threonine kinase activator activity. The record is from RefSeq and is a predicted model, not a curated record.